Molecule: messenger RNA, 1771 nt
Organism: Harpegnathos saltator (Jerdon's jumping ant)
Lineage: Eukaryota; Metazoa; Arthropoda; Insecta; Hymenoptera; Formicidae
Exons: 3
Coding region: 422-841 (139 amino acids)
Source: RefSeq, a predicted model, not a curated record
CCUUGAACGAGUUAUAUCUGUGUGAUAUCUCUAUUAACGAGCCAGUCGCAGGAAAGUUACCGAGUCGCUUUGAGAAGUCGCAAAACACGAGAACUCGUUUGAACUUCAACCGCCGAGUCUCGGCGCAUCUUCUCUCAUCGAACAUGACAAAUUACCCGAAGACCUCGCUCCCCCGAGACACUCCAGUGCAUUAAUCGCUCUCGCAUCAUCUCUCGCAUUAUUAAAAGAUUCACGAACGACGAUUUUUUUUUUCUUUUCGCGAGGUAUUUAUACCGCGCGACCUGACGCAAUUGCAUCGCUCGCGCGCGCAUCGCAACCAGACGCGGAAAAUUUCCUCUGCCACUUAUGAAGAGAUCGUGAAUGCGUAAUGCAAAAGUGCCAAUACACAUAUGAGCCGCGAUGGUGUUAACGAGAUGGACGGAUGCCUGCCGCUAUAAAAGUGGCGGCCGAAACGACCGGGGCCUGUCGCCUUAAAAUGUCGUGCGCCGCUGGACUCCGCGAUCGACUCCGCUGGCCGUUUCCACCCUCCCAAAUCAUGCUGUUACUUAUAUUGACGAUGCUGUCGUUCUCGACGACGCUGCUAUCAGUGAGUGCUGGUCCGAUACCUGACCUCGCGCAGGAAUACGAGAAUCUGCUGUCCGAGAGCUCGACGACGGACAACUCGACGGAUAAUUCGACGGAGAUCGCAGCCAACACCGACGUGUACGUGAUAAAAGCCGUGGUUUACGAGAUUGGGAUCCUUACAGACACGGACAAUACAACGGACGAGAGUACCGAGAGACACGAGAGAGUCGACAUAUCGUUGUACGACCCGCCAUUCCUGGACGACGAAUUCUCGUGAAACCGUGAACGACGCUCCGCCUCGAAGCGAGAACGAGGCAGACACGCUUGACAUUUGCGUCUGUAAAGUAAGAACGAAAAUGACAGAUAACACUGCUGAACACAAAGACUGCACAAGACGAGUGAUACUUUUCGUCCGCAUGUAGCAUAGUAAGUUAUUGAUAAUUGCGUAGAGUAGCACGUAGAGAUUCGAUCAACGGAGGAUCGAGACGCGAAUCAGCGCGAGGCAUGUACGAUAUGUAACGCAAUGUCUUUGUAAAAGGAUCUCCUUAUUAAACUGCGACGACACGACGAAACGAAAAAUACUUUGGGAUUUAGAACAAUGUUUUAUUAUUAUUUUAUCAUUUAAUUAUGAACAAUAUCUCGUGUACAACGCUAUAAACACAUUGCUGCUGCAAAACCUGCGAGGCAGAAGAAAGUCGCGGAACAAUCAGGUAACAUAAUUCGCAGAAUUGUCUCAGUUUCUCGGAGAAUGACAAAAUACAUAUCGAUAAGUAUGUAAAGGUAGCUCGGUCGAAGCGUGCGCAACACGUUUGUUUUCGUUUUUCUUUUCACCUCUUUUGCUUUCCCCCUGCAAUUUUAAACGCUAUUUUAUCUUCUGGAAGAUCUUCGUGAAAGACUUUAACAGUCGCUUAAACGUACGUAUGUACAAAUCUUUCCGCUUCCUUUCCGCUUCUAUUGAGAUGCAAGUAAGCGCGCAAGUUUGUCGAGAGCUCCCGGCUGCUAAUGCGAUAUCACGUAUAAAUUUCGACCGAAUAUUAUGACAAAAGGUAAUAAAAAUACACGAUUCUUCCCCUCUCUCUCUCUCUCUCUCUUUCUCUCUCUCACACUCUCUCUCGUCUUUCUUCUCCUGCUAUCGCAUCGUUGCACUAACGUACGCUCAGUUAGACAGUAGGCACUGCACCUAAGUACCUUUGCCUUAUCGAAAGAA